Molecule: messenger RNA, 2271 nt
Organism: Pyrenophora tritici-repentis Pt-1C-BFP
Lineage: Eukaryota; Fungi; Ascomycota; Dothideomycetes; Pleosporales; Pleosporaceae
Product: Mating-C multi-domain protein
Cellular component (GO): Ino80 complex
Source: RefSeq, a predicted model, not a curated record
AUGGCAAACCCUCGCCCUCUACCUUCUCCUCGCGCCGACGAGCCCGACUCCCGCAACAGCCUGCGACACAUUCUGGCUGCUGAGCCGCCGCACACCAUGGACGACGCGAAGCCCGACCCCUCGCACGCCAACACGCCUGUGCCCGACGAGAGUGAAGCUGGCCUGGAUGCGCCCGACACGCAGCGCCCGGCCAACGACAGCGACGCUGCAAGGCCCUACUAUACUGCCACGACGACGACGACGCGCCGCAACGCAAAUGGUAGCGUCUCAUCCGUCUACAGCGGCAAUAAGAUUAAGCACCUCAAAAAGGACGACGGUAUCCCGCUGUGGCGCAAGGAUAUUCAGUUCGACUUCCUCAAGCUUGUCUUUGAGGAUGACCGCCGCGUCUUCACCAAGCAGUCGGACAGCACAGGGGGCCAUACGUUUGCCGACAUCUACCUCGAUGCCAUGGCCAAGAGCAGCAAGUGCAGCAAGAUCCUCAAGGACAAGCUGCUCACCGAGCGCCCGGCCGCCAUCAACAUGGCCAUGGUGUGUCUGCUGGUCAACGUCGGCCGUAUGAACACGACGCUCAACUUCUUCCCCGAGAUGCGCGCUCAGCUACGGACCUAUCACUCGAUCCCCUCGCUCCAAGCCCACCAAGACCCCAAUGCCUAUAAGCAGCUGCAGGAUGCGCCGCGCCUCAAGUCUAUCCUCAAAGGUGCCACCGAGGAUUCGGAGCAGCCCAGCACCAUUGAGGAGAUCCAGGCCGCUGCCAUCCCGCGCACAAACCCCGUAAACCUCAUCUUCGUCCUCUCCCAGUACGCGCCCAAGAUCUCCGAGCUGCACUUCUUCCCGCCCCGCGACUUCUUCGACCUCGUCAUGCGCUCCAACCUGAGCAGUAAGAGCAGGGCUACAGCCUUCCUCUGGCUCAUGUGGUGGUACCUCGAAAGCGAUUUCUCCAAGGAGGCCGCUGAGAAGAACCCAUUUGGACCAGGCCAGUUUGGGCCGUCAGACGACCCGACAACCUCAGAGUUUCCGAUGAAGUGCCCGCCCUUUGAGAUCUUGACUCCAGAGCAGGAGGCGCUGGAAAACGUCGACUCAGUUGACGAGAAGGCAUUUGGCGAGAUCAAGCGCAAGGAGAGGACGGCCAUAUUGGCAAGUGAUAUGGCGCCUGUCGUGACAGGUCCUAAGCGGACCAACAAGAAGGGCUUCAACCAGAACCCAGUUUUCUCUAUAGCCGCCGACGACGGUGCUUCAACGCCGGGGCGAGACAGGCAGUCGCCAUCGCAUGGCUCUGCACGAGGGCGUGGAAAGCUUGCCAAAUCCAUCAUCGAACGAGAUUACCCUUCAGAUACCGAUCGCACUCGAUCGGCGUCUCCUCCGAACAGCGUAUACAAUACAGCUAAAAAGGUCGCGACACCCAAUAUGCGUAUCAAUACCCUACUUAACGAGGACGGUCCCGCAUCGUCCCCUGCACCCAAGGGCCCUGGCCGUGGAAACUGGUCACGCAAUCGUGCGUCAGGCAUAGGUGCUAGUGGUGGCCCAGCAGCCCGCAGCUUCAAGACCAAACUCGACGCCCCGACCUCCCAAGACGGCCAAUCCCCCUCGACGUCAGCACCCACCUUCAACGGCCCGCACGGCUUCUACCUCCCCCUAAACGGCUCCGACCCCUCGCACAAGCGCACCCGCCCACUUACACAACACCAACUAGCCGUCGAGCAAUACCGCCGCCGCCGCGUUGACGUAAUCCUCGACCGAGGCAUCCGCCUCGAAUAUGCCUCAGCCGCCAAGCGGCGCCGAAAAAACAACAACUUCAUGCGCUCCUGGAUCCGCUGCAAAGGCAUGGGCGACGGCUACGACACUGACGAAGAAUCCUACGCCCAAUUCGCACAACUCCCCGACAUGGAGAUCGGAACUAGAACUCCCCCUCCCAUGCCCUCGGGUCUCGUUCCCCUAGACUUUGGCGGCGAAACAAACGACCACGGCGAGGAAUCUUACUACCGCGCUAAGAUGCUGGCGAGAGCCCUACGUCGUCUGGAUCGCUGGGAGGGUGGCAAGUCGGCGCCGAGGGGUAGGCCAAAGGGCGAGAGAAGUAGUAACCCUGCGGGCGCCGCGGAUGUCAGACCGGUCAUGGAUAGCGGUGAUGAGGAUGAAGAUGAGGAUCUCAUGGAUGUAGAUGAGCUUGAACGGAGGGAGGCAGAGGAUGCAAGCGAAGACGAGAGUGAUGAUGAGGGUGGCGCGAAUGGCGAUUGGGAUCCGCAUACGCUUCCUCCUUUGCCGAGGAUGGCGUAG